AUUAGGCUUGAUGAAGAGAUAAAAGCAAUUGGUAUUAGACAAGAUGAAGGCGACGAAGGGAAACGAUUAUUACUUCGAGAGAGCACAACAUUUCGAGAAAAUACUGAUAAGGUAUUACGUAAAGCUGCUGUACCCUUAAUCAAGGCAUUUCAAGCAGAAGUUGAUCGACUAACGCUUCGGAGUAAGGCAGCAGAAUCGUUUGCUAUCGAAUUGUGUCGAUCGUUAACAAAUUUGCCUGAUCCAUCUGAGCACUUAAACCAACUUAAACCCCUUCUUGUUAAAUCACAACGAUUGAAAACCUGCGAAGAAGAAGUAUGUCUUUUGAAAAAGCUGACUGUUCGAUCUUUACGAGAGCAAAUUAAAGCACUUGAAGCCGAAGCUGAACAAAACGUCCAGGCUAACCUCAAAGAAACAGAAAAAAAUUUUCGAGCUGAGUUUGAUGAACUGAAAAGAGAGAUGGAGCAAAAACAAGAUGCUCUGAUUGCGGAAAAUAAAACGCUUGCAGCUACUGUCGGCGACUUAGAAGUCGCUAAUCGAGAGGCUAGAAAAUCCGCUGAAGAAAUGCGGUUGAAGUUAGAUCAGAAAGAGGCAAUGGAAGACGAACAUUUAGAAAUUGUUUCUAGUGAUUUAGAAAAAGCCGUUCAUCGAGCAGUUGAAGCAGAACAAGAAGUUUUAAGGCUUCGAGGAGAGCUUGAUAAAACUGCGGGAACCUCAAGCUCUUAUGAAAAUAGCGUUGGUGAAUCGGCUUUGAUACGUUCUAAAGACAGUCAGGUUAUUAGGAAACUCUUAGAAGAAAAUAAAGCCCUAUCAGCGAAACUAUCUGAAGAAGCAGAAGCAGCUCGGAAACGUAUUGAUGAGUUAACUGAGGAGCUUCAGCGACACACGGAAACUGUUAGAGAGUUGGAAGCUCAGCUACAAGCGCAAGCUGAUUAUGAGGAAAUAAAGAAAGAAUUACGCAUUUUACGUAAUGUGGAGUUUGGUGAGGAAGUAAAUUCUGGUGGCAUUGGUGCCAAUAAUGGAGUAGUUUCUGUUGCAACAGCAACUGCUGAGGUCCAUUCUGGUGGCCAUUUAAAGGCAUUGGAUGAGUUGCUGGUAGAGAAAAAUCAUAAGUUGCAAAACGAAAAUGCAACUUUAAGAGUGCAAAAUCAGGAAGCUGAAGGUUGGAUUUGUUGUUUGUGUUGUAGUAUCACGAAUGUUGAGGGGGAAUCAGGUGGCAAAAAUGUUUUGGAUGUUGAAAACCUUCAGUCGUUGGCCAAUUCAUUGGAUCUCAUUGUCGGUUCGUGUAAUGAAGUUUGCAAUUCAAACAUUCAGUGGAAUAAGGACGAGUGUGUGUCUGCAAGCACAGAGGCAGGCAUUUCCGAUAAUGAUAAUGGUGAAAUACAACGGUGUGCGACGAAUUUAUUGAACUUGUUAAUGUGUACGGCUGGCUCGUUGAGUGGUACUUUAUCAAGCCAGGAACCCGCUUAUUCUUUUGAUGAAGAAAAUGGUUUAUCUAAUUAUACUUCGCAAGAAGCUUCGCGUGUUCCCGAGGAAGAAAAAGUAGUUAAUGAAUUACAGGCUCGUGUUAAUCGCAACAUUCGACAGUUAGGUAUGCGACCGUUAAAUACAGCGGAACUUGCUCGACAAUGCAAAAGGCUUAUGAUUGCUUAUAAUAUAGGUCAACGCCUGUUUGCUAAAUUUGUAAUGAAUCAGUCACAAGGAUCACUAAGUGAAUUGUUAUCUAAGCCGCGGCACUGGAAUAAACUUACUGAUAAAGGAAGAGAAGCUUUUCGACGUAUUUAUGGUUGGGUUUCUGAUGGUAAAGCCGUUGCUUUGUUAUGCUCGCUUGCUCCUAGGAGAAUACAGUCGACAAAAGAGUUAAAUAUCAAAACUCCUGCACCAGAAUCACUUUGGGAUGUAGGUGCUUUCAUGCCUGCUUUUACUGAUUAUCAACCAGAAGAUUCUUGCUAUUCGGAUGGUGCUUGUACUAAGAAGUGUCAGAAGACUAAUGAUGAGCAUGUUAAAACUCGCACUGGUUCUAAUUCGUGUAUUACCCCGCAAAAAACCAACAGUCGUUGGAGGCACGACGAUAUUCCAAAAGAAAAAAUUAUCACAAUAUUUCAAAAUGAACUUGCCAAACUGAAACAACAGGAGUUGAGUUUGGAACAAGCUAUUGCAUCACGUCCUCCUUGUUUAUCUACUGCCUUUUUGCGAAGCAGAGAAGAAAAGAAGUGCCUUAGUAGUGGAAUGAAAAGGGCGGAUGUUGCGUCCGACUCAUCUGCUGGAUCAAAUAUUGUUCUGCCUUCCACUGCGUCAUCUUCACUUUGUUCAUCAUCAGGAUUAAAUCUAUCUACAAAUGAAGUACCUGGUCCGCUAUUCUCCUUUAGAAAUCGGUCAGGUUUGGCUCCCAUAACUCAGGAACAGUUAGAACGCUACCCAGUUCUGGAUACUGAUGAUAUUGUUAGACGUGUAAGAGAAUAUCUUUGCGCUCAUUCGAUCUCUCAAAGACAGUUUGGUGAACAUGUUCUGGGGCUUUCACAGGGUUCUGUCUCUGACUUACUUGCGAGGCCGAAACCGUGGAUGCUUCUCACCCAAAAAGGACGUGAGCCGUUUAUACGAAUGCAAUUAUUUUUGAAUGAAACUGGACUGCCUUCUGGAGAUAACUGCGCGACACUUGAGUCAAAGGGCACCUCCGAAAUUAAUGAUCGACAAGAAGCGAAAAGCGAAUGCGCCUCAACAAGUAAUUCACGUGCGGACAGCGAUUACGAAUCUAGAAAAGUUGCGGUUGAAGGCUUAUUGAAAAUGAAAGAUUCGACUGUUGAAAAAGAAGCAGAAAAAAAUGAAGAUAGUAAAAGCAUUCUCCCCCAAGUAAAACCAUUGGAGGAGGUAAGACGAACGGCACAGCUUAAUGUCUCCGAAAUUAGUCGGUUAGUCAAAGAGCGAUUAGAAAAUUAUGGGUUUUCUCAAAAGGCAAGUUUUGAAAUUCGCCAAGAGCUGAAAGUGUUUGGAGAACUUUUGCUUGGUGUGGAUCAGGAUGAAGUUUCGAGGCUUUUAAAAAUUUCGGAUGAUUGUGAUUUAUCUUUUCGAGAUCGAGAAGCUUUUAACAAGAUGAAACACUGGCUCGAUUGUAGUGAAAACGUCCAUGGAUCUCAGAAUCUUGCAAAAUCUUCCGAAAGUUCGUCAGUUUCUUACAUGGUUUCUGAAACGGACCUGUCUAACAACAAAAUAGUUCCCCUGAAGAAAAGAUCUGCAGAAGAUGCUUAUGCCUCUCUGGAACCACCGAGGAAAUCACAGCGCACUAUCAUAACGGAGCAGCAAAAGGAGGCUCUGAAAUUUGUAUUUGCUCAUGAUCAUCACCCGUCGCAAAGGACUAUUGAACAGCUCUCAGAAAAACUUGCAUUAAACCCACGAACUGUCAGUAAUUGGUUUCAUAACUACCGAACUCGCCAGAAGGCUGGGCUUAAAGAUGGUAAAGCACUGAAGACAGGAAGUUUCAAAAAUUGUUGGAUAGGUUAUGGAGAAAAUUGGGAGAAGGUGAGUUACUGUAUUUUUGUUAUCACUGUUUAAAA
This is a messenger RNA of Enterobius vermicularis (human pinworm), 3548 nucleotides long. The record is from the annotation of a GenBank genome assembly. NCBI's taxonomy places the organism in Eukaryota, Metazoa, Nematoda, Chromadorea, Rhabditida, Oxyuridae.